Camelina sativa (false flax) is the source of this 1065-nucleotide messenger RNA. The record is from RefSeq and is a predicted model, not a curated record. NCBI's taxonomy places the organism in Eukaryota, Viridiplantae, Streptophyta, Magnoliopsida, Brassicales, Brassicaceae.
UUCGGAUUUUUUCUCGUUCGGAGCUCAACAAUGGCGUCACAACUUCUCUUUGUUCCUCAUCUCGCUCUCAUCCCUAAAGCCUCACCCUUUCAUCCUUCCCUCUUCUCAACAAUAAACCCCAGUUUCUUUCACUCUACUUCCGCAAAGAGAGCUCUCAAAUCCUCCUCUGAUUCUCGAAUUAUAAACCUCAAAGCCGUCGCGGACACUUUCUCUGAAAUCGAAAGCAACAGUGCCAAUGAAACAACUGCUUUAACUCUACGUGAAAUCUGCCAAGGUUUUGUCCCGGAGCAUAUUUUGCACAGAAUAGAGGAGAUUGGGUUUGUGUUACCCACAGAGAUACAAAAAGAAGCUCUACCUACUUUGUUUACAGGCCGUGAUUGCAUCCUCCAUGCUCAAACAGGUUCAGGCAAGACAUUGACUUACCUGUUACACAUAUUCUCUCUUAUUAAUCCUCAACGAUCUUCUGUGCAAGCUGUAAUUGUUGUACCCACUCGAGAGCUCGGUAUGCAAGUUACAAAAGUUGCUCGAAUGUUGGCUGCAAAAUCGGAUUUUGAUGUGAAAGGAUGUACAGUAAUGGCUCUCUUAGAUGGAGGUACCCUAAGAAGGCACAAAAGCUGGCUUAAGGCUGAGCCACCAGCAAUUUUGGUUGCUACAGUAGCAAGUUUGUGUCACAUGCUAGAAAAGCACAUAUUUAGACUUGACUCUGUGAGAGUUCUUGUUUUAGAUGAGGUUGAUUUCUUAUUCUACUCUUCAAAACAAGUUGGUUCUGUGCGGAAGCUUUUGACUUCAUUUUCUUCAUGCGAUAAACGUCAGACAGUUUUUGCCAGUGCUUCCAUUCCCCAGCAUAAACAUUUUGUGCAUGACUGUAUACAGCAAAAGUGGACAAAGAGGGAUGUUGUCCAUGUUCAUGUUAGCGCAAUCAUGCCCAUGCCUUUGUGCCUUCUUCACAGAUUCGUUAUGUGUCAGAAGACAAAUAAACAUCAAAUGCUGCUUGCCUUGUUAGAGUCUGAUGCACCUGAAUCCGCUAUUAUUUUUGUCGGGGAACAGUCUGAGAAUGAACAUUAG